Molecule: messenger RNA, 4404 nt
Organism: Oreochromis niloticus (Nile tilapia)
Lineage: Eukaryota; Metazoa; Chordata; Actinopteri; Cichliformes; Cichlidae
Gene: mybbp1a
Product: MYB binding protein (P160) 1a
Exons: 27
Coding region: 76-3921 (1281 amino acids)
Biological process (GO): regulation of DNA-templated transcription
Cellular component (GO): nucleolus
Molecular function (GO): transcription factor binding; sequence-specific DNA binding; transcription corepressor activity
Source: RefSeq, a predicted model, not a curated record
AUGUAGUUUCCGUGAGUGAGGCACGUGUUCCCCCUGCAGCAGCAUGAGUAGAGGUGGUGGUGGCAUUUCGAACAGAUGUCUGUAGAGAUGGUGGAGCUCUCAGUGAAGGCGGCGGAACCGCUCCGGCCCGCCGGUAACCUGCAGCAGAACCGGGUCUUCCUCGACUUCUUCUGGGACCUGGCCAAACCGGAUCAAGAGGUCCGACUGAAGGCGGUGGAAAACCUGAUACAGUACCUAAAAACCAACAACAAGGAGGAUGAGUUGGAAUACACCUUUAAAAGGCUGGUGGAUGGACUGGCUCACACACGGGAGACUGCGAGACCUGGGUUCAGCCUCGCUCUGGGGCAGGUCUUGAGUGCCUUUGAAGAUGUCUCCCUGCAGAGUAUACUCAACAGAAUCAAAGAAAAGCACAACUUGCAAGGAGCUAAAAAGAAAUUUGCCAGAAAUGCUAUGUUUGGAAACUUGUUUGGUGUUCUCGCCAUUCAUCAGUCCAACCGCCUCUCUAAGGAGCCACAGGUGGUGUUGGGAUGUGUGCAGCUCCUGCAGAGCCUCAGUCAGCACAAACAACACCUGAAGGACCUACCCACCAAGACCAUGACGGACAUCCUCUCUGAGGUCCCUGAGGAGGUGUUUGAGGAGGUCCUCAUGGGAGCCCUGCAGACUGACCUGGAAUCUGCUUUCAGGACUCCGGAGCAGCUGCAGCUGCUGCUGGUAGCUCUGCAGCGCUUCCCACAAACCCUCAAACCCAAGAAACUGAAGAAGUUGCUGGGCUCCUCCACCAUCAUCAAUGCUGACAACAUACCCAAAAUAACAGAAGUGUUGAAGACGGCAGCCCACGCUGUGAAGAAGGAGCGCAUCCUCCCAGCAGUGGUCCUGGACCUCCUGAAGCUCUCUCUGAAGGAAGACAGCUUUGAGCUCUUCUGGAAUAAAGCCAUCACCGACGGCAUGUUAAAGGAGCAGCCGGGGCCAACUCAUUACAUGAGCUUCCGUCUGCUGGGCAGCGCCCUCCCUCUGCUGUCCACAGCCCAGCUGAAGGACGUCUUGUCUGGGGAGGUGAUGAUGAACUAUGGGGAACACGUAGUGUCUGCUCAGAAACCGGACCGCUUCAAGCUGGCCCCUGAGAUGGACGUCUUUGUGUCGGAUUUCUUGGAGGGUUGUCAGGACUCAGACAAACAGCUGGAAGUGAUGGUGGGUUUCUCCUCCCUCACCAACAGAGGCUACCCCGUGGUGCCGUCGGUGUGGAAGGUGGUGCAGCACCUUCAGCCUGCAGCUCUGCAGGGCUAUGUGGAAUGGCUUAAGGACAUAUUCCUGCAGCCUCAGCUGGACAAGCUGCUGGACAUCAGUACUCACAAGAAGAAGGACAGCAAGGGAGGACAAGAUCAGAAGGAGGAAUCUGUAUUCCGCCUGAGGAAGUGGAUUGUUUCCCGGCUCGCCUCCAUCAUUGACAACCACCAGGUGAAGAAGCAAGAGGAUCUCAUCAUGGAUGUGGCCAGGUUUGUAUUUUUCCACGCUUUCUUCAGCGCCAAGAAGGCCUCGGCCGACAUCUCGGAGACAAAGACGAAGCUUUCUGUCCCACUCGAUGAUAAAACCAGAGGCCUGCUUGUUAAUUCUUUCUUCGGACUUCUCCUGUCCAUGCACCACAUGCCGCUCACUGAGGACUCAACCGAAGGUGCAGCUGUCAGCCAAAAGCGGGUUCUGGGUGUGACGGCUGACGGCACCAUGUGGAUCUACCACCUGGUUCAGUACGCGCAAGCCCUGCUUAACCAGCCAAAACACGUCCAGAGCAGCCAGCCCUUCAGCCCUGAGCAGAGACAAGCCUGGGACAGCAUGCUGGAGUCUGUGGCAAACCUGAAGAAGAAGGCAAAGAAAAGCCAAACAGCAGAGAGCAGCGCGUUCCAGCAGCUCUUCCUGUUGGUCGGCAUGCACCUCUUCAAGGCCCCUGAGGAGCUGCUGGACAUCAUGAAAGACCUGCAGAGCUGUAUGGAGAAGGCUCAGGAGAAGAAGGCUAAAAAGAAAAAGGAAAAAGAAGCCACAGAACAGGAGGAGCCCGAGUGGGUGGAGGUGAUGGUGGACAUCUUGUUGUCGCUGCUCUCCCAGCAGAGCAGACAUAUCAGACAGGUGUGCAAGACGGUCUUCUCCUCCAUCUGCCCCCACGUUACUGCAGCUGCCCUCACCGCCAUCUUAGAUGUUUUAGACCCAGAGAAGGAUGACGAAGAGGACGCCACUGUGGUUGUCGAAGAUGACUCAAACACAACGCAAAAGAAGAAAGCAAACGAGGAGGAGGAUGAUGAGGAAGAUGAUGAGGAGAUGGAGGAUGACAAAUCUGAUGAUGAUGAUGACGAUGAUGAUGACGAUGACGACGACGACGAUGAUGACGACUCUGAAGAUGAAGCAAUGGAGGAGGAGGAAGGGGAAGAUGAGAAGAUGGAUGAGGAACCAGUGGACCAAAAUUUCCGCAUGGAGCUCAUGAAGGUCCUCCAGCAGAAGAAUGCUCUGGCCACAGAGGAGGAUCCCAGCAGUGAUGAAGAUCUGGAUGAUGAAGCCAUGAUGGAGCUGGAUAAGAGUCUGUCAGCGCUGUUCUCAGAGCAGAAGAAAAAGAUCCAGGCCAAGAAGGAUGAGAAGACAAAACUACAGAAGGAAAAGACGCUGGUCAGAGAGUUUAAGAUCAAGGUGUUGGACCUGAUUGAAGUGUUUGUGGCGCGGCAGGCUGGCAGCCCUCUCGUCCUCGGUUUGGUUGAGCCUCUGCUGGCCAUCAUCGAGCGAGGAAUGAGCUCCGGCAGUGACCAGCAGGAGCAGGACUUCCUCCGACGGACAGCAGACAUAUUCAGGAACCACCUGUGCAGGUCUAAGGUUUACUGCAGGACUGCCGGUGACAGACAGGGGGAGCUCCAUGACCUGCUGGAGAAGCUGGUCACCAAAUCCCAGAAGCUGUCUGAUUCCUCAGUCUCCCUUUACUACUUCAGUGCUUCUCUGUAUGUGGUGAAAGUGCUGCGAGGAGCCCCUCCUGCUGAGACCACAGAGGAGCAGACUGACAUGAAGUUCAUGGGUAAUGUCGACGUGGAUCGGGUCUCCACUAUCUUCAGAGAUGCUCUGCGCUCCUUCAUGAGCCGGAGGAAGAGCCCACUCACUGCUCAGAUGUUCAUCGACUUAUUCGUCAGAUUCCCCGUAUUAUGCGUGAAACUGUUGGACACAGCAGUACAGAACAUCACAUCUGGAGUCAGAGAACAUCAGCAGGGUCAAGCGUGUGUGUUGGUGUUGCGGGCGAUGCAGAGCAGGGAGGUUCAGCAGCAGCUGAGCGGCCCUCAGUGGACCGAGCUCUGCGAGAAGGUCACAGGUCAGCUGGCAGCGAGUCUUCGACAAGUUGGUAAUGCUGAGAGCAAGGUGGUGAAGGAGAAGGCGUUGAAAACUCUGGAGCUCUGCCAGUUUAUAGUCAAGCACGUUCGCCAGCAGAAGCUGUCUGUGGAUUUGGAGCCCCUCCAGCAGGUCCUGCAGUCCCUGACCAGCGUGAUUGCUUUCAAGAAGACCGGCAAGCUGGAAGACACCUACUGGGCUGUGAUGAAACACUUUGGAGUAACGAAACCUAAAGCUGAAAAAACAAAGCCUGAGAAGGAGACAGAACAAGAGUCGGGUCCCGCAAAGAAGAAGGGUUUUCUGCCAGAAACCAAAAAACGUAAGAAGCGCAAUAAGCCUGUUUUGGAGCCGGCAGCGGGCAACACGGCCUCCACAGACAAACCGGGGACAGAGAAAGGACAAGGCAAAAAGAAGCAAGACAAGAAAAAUAAACAGAAACGACCCAAUGGUGGCGCGACAGCAUCACAGCCCAACCCAGCCAAAAAGAGUAAAACGGAGUCUGAGAGCAAAGCAGCCAAGAAGAAGAAGAAGAAGCCCAAACAGAAGAAAGAGGGAGGAGGGCAGAUGUAAUGUGGAGACUCCUAUUUAAAUGGACACAGAAACGUUUUUGUAAUUUCCUUUAAAGAUGCUUUGUUUUCAUCUUUCUCUGGUUCUCACAUCUUUCUAUGUCAAAUUAUGAGGCUUUUAAUGUGUGGGAAGUGAAUUAAGAAAGACUAUAUUUUUCCCAGUAUAUGACUGCUGUUAUGAGAAAAAGAAAUGUGAUUUUCCUCCUGGAAGGUAAUCAACUCGGCCUCCACUUCAGAACAGUUAUAUUAGUUUUGUUAUGCAGGUAUGUAAAAUGUUAAAAAGAAACAGUAAGGACUUGUGUGAAAAACAUGAAAGCAUGGAUCCAUCGUGCAUUGGAUUGAAAGUUCAGGCUUGGGGUGUUGGUGUAAUGUUUGUGGAGCUCCUGAUUACUGGCUGAUCUACAAACCAACUGUAUACUGGAAAGUCAUGGGCUUAUGAAAUAAUCUUAAACCUGUAAAAUUUUUAUAAAAGUAUGUUGAGAAUGCA